This is a messenger RNA of Fomitiporia mediterranea MF3/22, 624 nucleotides long. RefSeq lists its product as uncharacterized. The coding region runs from base 1 to 624 and encodes 207 amino acids. The record is from RefSeq and is a predicted model, not a curated record. The transcript has 3 exons. Lineage: Eukaryota; Fungi; Basidiomycota; Agaricomycetes; Hymenochaetales; Hymenochaetaceae.
AUGAAGUCUUUUGCGGCUCAACUUGUCAUCCUCGCAUCUUGCCUCAACGUCUUUGCUUUGAGCGUACGUUCUGUCCCGCAGGCAGUAGCAAAUGAGUGCUCCUCCGCACAAGAGGUCAGCUCGUCUGUUAUUAGCGUCAACGGCUUGGACAUCGUACGCCAGGUGUUCGACUGCCCGGAUGGCAACUUCACGUCGGCCUCGGUCGGCUCAUCCAAUGUGCGUAUCCUGAAUUCCCGUUCGCUCCUCGAAGAGCGUAGCCAGAGCGAAUGCACCACUCCGAACCCCGAGUGUCAAUGCGGAGCGAGUGUUGAGUGUGGAUGCUUUGAGGAGAACACAGCACCCUCGUCCAGUGACUGUUCAUCCUUGCUUGGCUCGACACCGAUCAUUGCAUCACUCCAAGGACCGACGUUCAGCAUCCCCUCCAAUCAAGUUCACGCAUUGUCACUGAGGACCUGCACGAUAGCCGUCGUUAAUCUGGCGAGCACUACCACGGAAUACUGCUGGGACGAUCUCUCGAGCUCGUUGAACAGCGUUAUGUCUUGCAUGAACGAGGCAUCGUUCGCUAAUGCCGUUUGCUUGGCCUUGGACCAGCGUUUCGUGUCACGUCUGGGUCGCAGUCAGUAA